Messenger RNA from Hypanus sabinus (Atlantic stingray), 994 nucleotides. Its product is annotated as C3a anaphylatoxin chemotactic receptor-like. Bases 95 to 994 code for a protein of 299 amino acids. The record is from RefSeq and is a predicted model, not a curated record. Lineage: Eukaryota; Metazoa; Chordata; Chondrichthyes; Myliobatiformes; Dasyatidae. Gene Ontology annotation, molecular function: G protein-coupled receptor activity; complement component C5a receptor activity. Gene Ontology annotation, cellular component: plasma membrane. Gene Ontology annotation, biological process: complement receptor mediated signaling pathway; positive regulation of cytosolic calcium ion concentration; phospholipase C-activating G protein-coupled receptor signaling pathway. The transcript has 2 exons.
GGACAAUCCGUCACCACAGGCGGAACGAUUUGGGAUCUGAGUCCACCUGUCGAGGGUUGGCCUGGAUCACGGACCGAGCCAGAGAAGAUCAGACAUGUCGAGGCCUGAAGAUCAAGUGUCCAUGAUCUUGUCUAUGAUCAUCUUCACCAUCGCAUUCCUGCUGGGCGUCCCCGGCAACAGCGCAGUCAUCUGGGUGACGGGCUUCAAGAUAAAGAGGAACGUCCACUCUGUGUGUUUCCUGAACCUCGCCGUGGCGGACCUGGCUUUCUGCCUCACCCUCCCCUUCUGGAUGGUCAACCUCGCCCUCCGAGGCUCCUGGGUCAGAGGUGACAUCAUCUUCAAUUUGCUCCUCUUCUCCAUCUGCCUCAAUGGGUCCGCCAGCGUCCUCCUGUUGACCGUGAUCAGCAUCUUCCGCUGCCUGUCUGUCACUCAGCCCAUCUGGUUCCGGCGGCAUCUCGGCCAGUGUUGGGCCUAUGUGGCAUGCAGCGCGGCCUGGGUCUUCGCCUUGCUCAUCUGCGUGAUCGCCCUCCUACAUUCCAAGCUACACCGGUACUUUGGGAAUAACAUCUGGGAUAUGUUGAAGGUCACUUGGGCCGUCUUUAUCUUCCUCAUCCCUAUCCUGAUCAUGGCCGUCUGCUAUUUCCUGAUUGUCCGGAAACUAACCGCGGACAAGUUCACCAAGUCCAGGAAAUCUGUCCGCGUCAUCUUGACCGUGGUCGUCGUCUUUAUCAUCUGCUGGUUCCCGUACCACAUUUGCAACGCGGCCGCAUACUUUUUCAGAUAUUUCAGCUUGAUCUGGCAUGACGUGGCCCUCGCCACGGCUUCCUUCAACAGCGCCCUCAACCCCCUUCUCUACGUCUUCGUCGGCCGCAAAUUCCGCCAGGUCUUCAAACGCUCUCUGGCCAACUCGCUCCGUCUUGCCUUCAUAGAGUUGGAGCCGGAGUUAGAGAACGAUCUUCCUGAUAGCGGUGUCUCAACAGAGACGAGAGUAUGA